This is a messenger RNA of Felis catus (domestic cat), 3837 nucleotides long. RefSeq names its product cyclic nucleotide binding domain containing 1 (gene CNBD1). Bases 192 to 1505 code for a protein of 437 amino acids. Gene Ontology annotation, molecular function: structural constituent of cytoskeleton; GTP binding. The record is from RefSeq and is a predicted model, not a curated record. Gene Ontology annotation, biological process: microtubule-based process. Lineage: Eukaryota; Metazoa; Chordata; Mammalia; Carnivora; Felidae. Gene Ontology annotation, cellular component: microtubule. The transcript is spliced from 11 exons.
UAUAGUUCUUUCUGGUCUAUAUUUAACUCUUGGAAAUGGUGUGCACUGUAUAAGAACUGUGAACAUGAAGAUUCCAGAGUACUCAGCCUAUCAAAGAGUACCUUGAGGAUUCUGCUUUAUGAUGCUUCAAGGCAAAGAAGGAUCAUUUGCCUCUCCAGUAGCCUCUGACCAGCUGCCUUGGAGCCAUCAGGAUGCCUCUGCCUUCUCUCCCAGCAGCUAUUUUGUCUCAUAUGAUAGCUAUAAACAAUGUGCCGCCUCCUCCCCUUCGCAGUUUACCAAAGUUGAAAAUGUCUAAGUACAUUGAUUAUGGUCAGUUGAAUGCAUUGUGCCAUAUGAGAGGACUACAAUCUAGCCAGAGUUCUUACAGUAUCCUGUCAGCUCACAAUAUGUUUAUAAAGCAAUAUCCUAAAAUAUUCCUGAAGAAAAAAACCAGACUGCCUAAACUCUUCAAACAAGAGGAAAAAAGAGAACCUACUGAAGACACAGAAGAACUUCAACCCCAACCACCUGAUGAUUCUCACAAUAUAGCUAUCCAUGUUAAAAAAGCACGUGGUGGCCCUACUUUAUAUGAACCAAAAAAUUUUGAAGAGAAGUUAGUGGAAUUCCUGGAUAUUUUAAAGAAAUUGCCCAUUUACAGGACAUUGCGUGAACACAGAACUGUGUGGAAGAUGCUGAAAACAAUUCCAGAUUUGACCUCUCAGCUAACUGAUGAGCAUCUGAAAACACUUAGUAGGAGUGUCAUUUCUGAAACCUGGGUAAAAGGCAGCACAGUGGUUGGAAAUGAUGGAUUUUAUAUAAUACUGAAAGGUUCAGCUCGACCUCAAACAAAGGCAUAUAAAGAUCUGAUUGAUGAAAAUGAGUCAACAUCCUCUUUCAUACCUCAGAGUUUCCAAGGAUUUGUUUCCAACGAAGACUUCAAAAACAUACUUGUUGAGAUGCACACACCUUCAUGUGAUCCAAUGCUUCGACAAUGGAGUACCUUUGGAACCCUGGAAGUUACAGCUCAGACUGAAUCAGACACAAAGGAGUACUCAGUGAUCACAGAAGAAGAUUGUGAAAUUCUUAAAAUCCCAGCAAAGGAUUAUGUGAGGUUAAAAUCGGAAAACAUAAAGCUUGAAAAUAAAGAAAAGAUGAAAUUAAUUCAUAAAUGUCCAUAUUAUGAGGAGUGGCCGACUUUAUCCAUAUGUGAGCUAGUUGCACUCAUUAAAUGGAAAAAAUUUCCUCCAGGUCAUGUGAUAGUGGAAAGUGGGAAGAUAAUUUCUUUUGUGGCUUAUAUUAAUUCUGGAUAUUGUAAUAUUUAUAGAAAUAUUGUAGGACUUAUGAAACUACAACCAAAAAAAGUGAAAAAAAAUAAAAAACUUGUUUGUAUGGGCAAACUUAAUGAGAAGGAAUCCUUUGGUGAGAUUAGUGUUCUUCUUCAAGUUCCUUUCACAUGCACAAUAGUUACUGGAAAAGAGGUUGAGAUGGCAAUCAUUGAAGAUAAGGACCUAUUUGAUAAAACAUGAAUCAUGGAAAUUAAUCAGCAAGAAUUUUUAAGUAGCUGCCAAAUACAUGCCAGCCCUAAGGAUACCAGGACUAAGGAUGCUUGUUUCCUAAGGCCACAUCAUCCUUGAGCACCAUAUAUAUACAUUAUAUGAUUUUAAGGUCAUGUGAAUACUCUUUCUAAUUCCCUUUCAUGUUCUCCUCAGUAUCUUUCAAUCUGUGAAUUUUUGUGAAGAAAAUUUACUUAAUGGGAUAUGAACUUAUUUAGAAGAUAAUAGUAUGACUUUGUGUUUUAGAGCUUUGGCUUUGGAAUGGGCCUGUUAUGUUCCAAAUGCUGGACCCACACGUACAUAAUGGGCUCUCUUGGAUAAUUAAUGAAACUACUUUACAACCCCCUGUGCCAAAGGUUUAGUCAAAUGAGAGGAAGGAUAUUAUUCAAAAUAUUUAACACUUGGGAGAGCCCAACUCUGAACCAUUCAGAAGAACACUGCUCAAAGCAGGAUCUUGAAGGAUCCCUGAUGUGUCAAUCCUCACAUAUCUAGUAGUGAGAGAUCAUAGGGGAGCAACUGAAGUGCUGCUAGGACACUCAGGGUGCUUUGACAAUGAUUAUUUAACUCAACUGGUUGGGAAAUACUUAACUAUUUUAAUUGGUUCAGCUGAACUGGACCAACCCAGUGACUGUCACAGAUACUAAAUUAUUUAUAUCAGAUCUUUUCCAAAUACAUUUUUCUAAGGAUAACAACAAUGAUGUCAGAAAAGGAUAAAAGGAAAGACAUAAUAGAUUGACUGGAAGGGUAAACAGGAAUCAAACAUGUUAUAAUAAUCAGUGGUCACAGCACCAGCAAUAUCACCUUAUUCAAGUUGUUCCAAUGGCAAGAUCCUGACUAUGUCUUAGUUCCCCUUGUUUAUACCUAAGGCUAACUCUCCAGGAUUCCCAGAGAUUUAGUGACCUACCAAUUGCCUUUAAACUAAAAUCCUUUUUUUUGUUUAAGUUAACCAGAUUUAAUUCCUCUGGUUUCUAACUGAGAAUACUCAUAAAUAUCUGGUAACAGGACUAGAUUACUGGCAGUAAUACCUCCUAAUAUGUAGAAUUUAUUUGCUGCCAUACCCUCAUAUGUGGAAUUAAUUUGCUGAAGAAUUCUAUAAUUCUUCAUAGAAAAUUAAUUUUUUUGCUAUAUUGUGUUAAAUUAUGGUGUGUUGUAUAUUCGGAAUAAAAGCAACAACUUCAAGGACUUGUCUGGAAAAUAUCAGGAUUUUGCAGUGUGUUCAUUGAUUCUUAUGACCAUCAUUAAGAUUUUUCAGAAAGAGAUAAACUUCAGACUCUCCAAAAACAAGAAAUAAAGAAAAGGCAGUUUUAUAAUAAAUACUUUUUCUCCCUGUCAUUUCAUACCCAAUUCGACUGAAAUAUGGAUAAUUUGAUUCUUUGCAUUGAUGGAAAAUAUACUGUAAUCCAAAUUUAAGCACUGAUAUACUAAGGCAGAAAGAUAGAAUUCUCAGAGGAUAAAAUGAGGUAAAAGAUAAAUCUGAACUCUUAAGCCUCUUUCACAUGCCUCUGGUUAACCCAGUGGUUUCAACUUUGGCUGUACAUUGCCUUUUAAAACAUAAUGAUGCUUUGUUCCUAACCAUUGAAAUUCUUAUUCAAUUUAAUUUUUCUUAGAAAGUGGUUUGAGCAUUGUUUUUGACAAAGUUCCCUAGGUAAUUCUUGAAGAAUAACUCUUUCUCAUUGAAGAAGUCUCUGGAAUGUAGCCUGGAGGACAGAAUCAUAUUCCAGGUUUUGAUUUAUCUCAGUUCGAAGUCAUUAAUUUGUGAACCAGAGGGUGGUUAGAGCACAAAGCCAUGCUGUGAGGAAACAGAAGUUCUCACAUUCAAAAACUGUGCAUAAAUGUGAUCUUUGGGUGUUGUUUCUGGCCAAUUAAAUAAACCUGUAACAAAUACAUUGUAAGCUUAGAGGUUCUUAAGAUAAUUAUAUUGAAAUAAAAUGUGACUUUAAUAAUCUGUAUUUUUAUUCUUCUGACAAUUAAAUGAAAUACUAUAAGUAAACCUAGCGGAGUGCCUGACAAAAGGAGUAACUCACUGGAAGCAAGUGAUUAUCACCAUAAGUACUAUUAUUAUCCUUACCACUCCUUCCACUAACAGUACUUUAACUACUACUACGACUACUACUGACAGCUAGAGACCAGGUGUUUCCUAAAUAAAUCCAGUGAAUCACUCAACAAUUUUGAGGUGCUCUUUCUUAUAUGCUGCAGCACAAAUGAUUUGUGUAGAGUUUUUUUCUUCCAUUUUUUUUUAAAGAUUUAAAAACAUUUUUUUUUAGUAAUCUCUACACCCAACAUGGGGCUGGAACUUACAAUCCCA